Ziziphus jujuba (common jujube) is the source of this 3292-nucleotide messenger RNA. RefSeq names its product putative chloride channel-like protein CLC-g. Gene Ontology annotation, molecular function: voltage-gated chloride channel activity. NCBI's taxonomy places the organism in Eukaryota, Viridiplantae, Streptophyta, Magnoliopsida, Rosales, Rhamnaceae. Gene Ontology annotation, biological process: transmembrane transport; chloride transport. The record is from RefSeq and is a predicted model, not a curated record. Bases 242 to 2599 code for a protein of 785 amino acids. Gene Ontology annotation, cellular component: intracellular membrane-bounded organelle; plant-type vacuole membrane. The transcript is spliced from 7 exons.
UUGUCGUUCUCAUAUCCAAAUGGGGGGUGUGGCCAUAACAUUGCAAUUGCUAGCACCUUCCAAUCGGUCCAGAAUUCAGAACUCAAUAACUAAUUAAAUAAAUAAAAAAAUAGAAAACCCCACCACGUUUUUCAGGACUACGCACCUAGCUCAUCGUUUUGACUAUCCUUUCUCUCUCUUCCCUGACCUCCAUUGAAGCUCUGAAGAAUCGGAGCUCACACCUCCAAACAAACAAACAGAUAUGUCUGGCAACAGCGAUGACUCAGCAAAUCUCAAUGCAGCAGAGCACGAAAAUGGCUAUGAUCAUGACCAGGAUUCACUCACCGUUCCUCUACUCUCCAUUCAGAGAUCGACCCCAAACAACACCUCUCAGGUCGCCAUCGUCGGCGCCAGUAUUUGCCCCAUCGAGAGCCUCGAUUACGAAAUAUUCGAGAACGAGUUCUUCAAGCAGGACUGGAGAAGCCGCGAAAAGAUUCAUAUAUUUCAGUACAUAUUCAUGAAGUGGCUGUUGGCUUUCCUUAUAGGUUUGAUCGUCAGCCUUAUCGGCUUUUGUAAUAACCUCGCCGUUGAGAAUCUAGCCGGUGUCAAGUUCGUCGUCACCUCCAACAUGAUGUUGAAGGGGAGGUACGGGAUUGCUUUUCUUGUGUUUUCCCUUUCAAAUCUGGUUCUCACUCUGUUCGCGUCCAUGAUCACGGCCUUUAUAUCACCUGAGGCUGCAGGUUCGGGUAUACCGGAAGUGAAGGCUUACCUGAAUGGCGUUGACGCGCCUGGAAUCUUUUCGUUGCGGACUUUGGUUGUGAAGGUUGUUGGCAGUGUAACUGCAGUCUCAUCAUCUCUUCUUAUUGGGAAGGCAGGGCCCAUGGUGCAUACUGGUGCAUGUGUUGCAUCACUAUUGGGUCAGGGUGGAUCAAGGAGAUAUGGUUUGACAUGGAGAUGGCUACGUUUUUUCAAAAAUGAUAGAGACCGACGAGAUCUUGUAACAUGUGGAGCAGCAGCUGGCAUUGCUGCCUCUUUCCGUUCCCCUGUUGGUGGUGUGCUAUUUGCUCUUGAAGAGAUGUCUUCUUGGUGGAGAAGUGCCCUUCUGUGGAGAUCUUUCUUUUCAACUGCUGUAGUUGCUAUUGUGCUCCGGGCUUUGAUUGAUGUUUGUUUAAGUGGCAAAUGUGGUCUAUUUGGUACAGGGGGGCUGAUAAUGUUUGAUGUUUAUUCAGCAAGUAUUUCAUAUCACCUUGUCGAUGUGCCUCCUGUGCUUGUCCUUGGUGUUGUAGGGGGCAUAUUAGGAAGUUUAUACAAUUUUCUCUUGGACAAAGUUCUCCGUUUAUACAAUAUCAUCAAUGAGAAAAGUGCUGCUUACAGAAUUUUUCUUGCUUGUUCAAUCUCCAUUUUCACAUCUUGCCUUCUUUUUGGAUUGCCAUGGCUUGCAUCUUGCCGGGCUUGUCCAUCUGAUGCAUCAGAAGCCUGUCCAACAAUUGGCCGGUCUGGUAAUUACAAGAAGUUCCAAUGUCUUCCUGAUCAGUAUAAUGAUCUUGCGAGCCUAAUAUUUAACACAAAUGAUGAUGCUAUCAGAAAUCUUUUCAGCAAAAACACCGAUGAUGAGUUUCACUACUCGUCAAUGGGCGUAUUUUUUGUCACCUGCUUUUUUUUAAGCAUCUUUAGCUAUGGAAUUGUUGCUCCUGCGGGUCUUUUUGUGCCUGUUAUUGUGACUGGUGCAUCUUAUGGACGUUUUGUCGGAAUGUUAAUUGGUUCACACUCAAACUUAAACCAUGGUCUUUAUGCUGUGCUCGGUGCUGCUUCUUUUCUUGGUGGAUCUAUGAGGAUGACGGUGUCUCUCUGUGUAAUCAUUUUGGAACUGACAAAUAAUCUGUUAUUGCUUCCCUUAAUAAUGCUGGUUCUUCUUGUUUCCAAGACUGUGGCAGAUGCUUUCAAUGGGAACAUAUAUGAUCUUAUUAUGAAAUUAAAGGGAUUUCCUUAUCUGGAAACUCAUGCUGAACCAUAUAUGAGGCAGCUCACGGUAGGCGAUGUGGUAACAGGUCCACUUCAGCUCUUUAGUGGUAUUGAGAAGGUUGGUAACAUAUUACAUGUUCUCAGAAACACAAAGCACAAUGGGUUCCCUGUAAUUGAUGAGCCUCCAAUCUCUGAAACUCCAGUUUUGUUUGGUAUAAUACUCCGCGCCCAUCUUAUUACGUUAUUGAAGAAGAAAGCUUUCUUAUCUUCACCAGUACGCUCAAAUAUCGAUGCCUUUAAGCAAUUCUCAUCGGUGGAUUUUGCAAAGAGGGGAUCGGGCAAUGGUGACAGGAUAGAAGAUAUAGAAUUGACUGAGGAGGAGAAGGAAAUGUUCAUAGACUUGCAUCCAUUUACCAAUGCUUCACCUUAUACUGUUGUGGAAACAAUGUCACUGGCAAAGGCUCUCAUACUUUUUCGGGAAGUUGGUUUAAGGCACUUGUUGGUGAUACCCAAGAUCUCUGGCAGAUCUCCUGUGGUUGGUAUAUUGACGAGACAUGAUUUCAUGCCUGAACAUAUACUGAGUUUGCACCCUUUGCUGGAGAAGAGCAAGUGGAAAAGAUUGAGAAUUCGAUUCCCCCUUCUUCGUAAAAUGUUUUAAGGCAUUUUGGCCAAGCAUCUCCAUUGCCAUUGAAGAGAAGUUUGUAAAUAUCCUUAUUUGAGCUGCUUUAAGUUACGAAAUCAUGAGAAGUGGAUGUCUCCACCUUUUCAAAUUUUUCAUGGAGCCAAGAGAUGAAGAUGACAAGAGAACGGUGGUCGCAUAUGUUUAAUCUGAAUAUAACCAAUACAUGCCCGAUGAGAUAGGGGUAAGCAAUUGUUUCAUGAUGUACUGCUACAUGUAAUGUUGUUUCUUUUGUGCGACAAUUGAAUUGUACAUUGCUUACAAAAAUAAGUCCUGAAUACCCUUAUUUGAGAACUUAUACUUGAAAAUUUGUUUCUAUGGGGAUGUGGUAACUGGUAACGAGCCUCAUCAUAUUCCUUUCUCCAAGUUCGACAGGUAAGGAUGAUGUAUGGUGGACAUUUUGUUUAUUUUUCAAUAGCGUUGGCUGACAUUGCUUGACAAAAUUUUUGUGGAGGGUGUACGUAGGUUGAUGAUUUUGUCAUAGGCAGCCCGAAGUUGUUGAGCUACAUAGCCCAGUAAAUCUAGGAGUAAAGGUACUCAAUUGGAGGGAAAUUAUUAUUCAAUACAAGAUGUGUAUAAUCUAAUCUUUUAACCAUGGAACCUCUUAUCUACUAGGUAAAAAGUUUGGGAUAAUUACUUAAGAUUAUCUUUAUAAUUUAACAUUUUUCUUUU